AUGAAUUGCAUUACUAUUUUGAAAGAAAAGCUAUUAAUAUAAAUAUCUAAAGAUUCAGGAGGUCUAUCUCAUAUCUCAAAUUUAUUGCGUUUUUCGUUUGAAUUAAAUAAUUUAGAUACAAAUAGUUAAGAUAAGAAUUUUUUUUAACUCAAUAUUGGCUCAAUCAUCAAAUUCAAUAAUGAAAUUAUAUCGAUUCUGAAUAAAUAUCCAAACAACACUAUUGUUUUUUGCAUUUCACACCUUGAUAGUAGAAUGCUUUAGUUCUUAUUAAUUAUCGGAUUUUUUUAUAUCACGACUCUGAAAAAUGAUUCAAAAUCCUUUAUAAAUUUGAUAGAACAAAUAAUAAAGCCAAAGUGUAUUAUCUAAAGUGAAAUUUAAAAACUUUAUCAAGCUUUGUAAAGUAUUGAAAAGAUCAGAUAGUUAUUAUGGAUUGAUUGCAAUAAAUUUAAUAUAAAGUAAUAUGCAAUCAAUCUAAUACAAUAUAAUUUAUCUGAAAUAGUACCUCAAAAACUCUAUUGCUUCUCCUCUCCUGUUGAUGAUAAAUAUUUAACAAAAAUCUUUUAGAAUUAAAAUUAUGACAGCACAAACUCAUCACCCUAAAAAAAUUAAUUAUAAAGCCAGCUUGAUCCAAGUUAAUACUUAGAAGUUCUUGGAAAUCUAGGAAUUACUCAAAUCAUUAGGCUAAACUCAAAGACAUAUAAAUCUUAUAAGUUUACAAACUUUGGUUUUAAACAUCAUGAUAUAUAUUUUCCAAAAAAUUCCUUGCCAACAUUUGACCAAAUAAGAGAGUUUAUUUAAAUUUGUAGCCAAAAAGAUAAAAUAGCUAUUCAUUGCACUUCAGGAUCUGGUAGAUCUUGCUUGAUGAUUGCUUGCUUUUGUUUAUAUAAAUAUAAACUAGAAUCAUAUCAAAUAAUAAAUUGGAUUAGAUUAAUAAGGCCUGGAAGUAUAAGCUAACUAUAAGAAUAGUUUUUGAAUGAAAACGAAUAAACUAUAUAAAAUUUAUUUAUAUAAAUUAAAUGA
This is a messenger RNA of Tetrahymena thermophila SB210, 1020 nucleotides long. RefSeq names its product tyrosine phosphatase. Gene Ontology annotation, biological process: dephosphorylation; microtubule cytoskeleton organization; regulation of exit from mitosis. Lineage: Eukaryota; Ciliophora; Oligohymenophorea; Hymenostomatida; Tetrahymenidae. The transcript has 8 exons. The record is from RefSeq and is a predicted model, not a curated record. Gene Ontology annotation, molecular function: protein tyrosine/serine/threonine phosphatase activity.